This is a messenger RNA of Cordyceps fumosorosea ARSEF 2679, 543 nucleotides long. RefSeq lists its product as hypothetical. Lineage: Eukaryota; Fungi; Ascomycota; Sordariomycetes; Hypocreales; Cordycipitaceae. The transcript has a single exon. The coding region runs from base 1 to 543 and encodes 180 amino acids. The record is from RefSeq and is a predicted model, not a curated record.
AUGGCUGCGAGCAGUGCACUGGAAGCGCACUCACACUAUAUCUUCUCAGGCGUCAGCCUAGUAGUGACGCAGUGGGCUGUAACGUUGACCGUAUGGGCUGAGGGCUUCUGGCGCGACGGCAACGGGACCAUGGAGACGGUGGAUCGCUUCAUGGAUGGGCUAGCCACGACUACAGACAUCCAAUGCGAAGGCUCUCGGACAAAGCCACUGGUCUUAGGCGGCAGCUCGGACAAGUGGCGAGAGAAACCUGCAUCGUCGUCCAUUGGAGGUACCUGGCAUUUGGGGCUGCUGUCAUGGUUCUGGAAACGGUAUUUCUGGUUGGCGUCUCGUGGUCAGUCACAAGAAGCGGAGGAAGCGGACUGGAAGUCGUCGUUUCUCGGGCUGCUGCUGCCUCGGGAUGGUUACCACGUGCCGGACGAUGCCAUCGAGGAUCAAGCGCGGCUGCGCAAGGCGGCAAGGGCCGUCUCCGUGUCACUGGCGAAGCAUGAUGAGCGGUGGAGUCUGGAAACGACCAAGUCUGUGCAGCCACAAGACACAGAAUGA